GGAGGCGGGGAUGAGUAGGGGAGAUGCUCGUGUGGGGUGUGGAUAUCCAUCUCCUCCGCCGAUACGCUGCACCCUGGGAGAGAAAGAGGGGGCGCCCCCCAGGGUCCCCUCCGCCAGCAGAGCCCCCAUUGCCCCCUCCUACGUCCCAAAGCCCUCCUUUUUUGCACGACUUACCCCUCAGAUUCCUGCCCAAGAGUUCUAACGUGGAGAACCAACUUAUAUGUGGAAUACAUGUCUAAGGAGCCACCACCAGAGCACAAUGGAGAGCUUUGGCUUACAGGCAACGGCCCUUUCUGAUGGAACAACAGCCUAUGUUCAGCAAGAUGCUAAUGGAGAGAAGUUAAUUGAAGGGCAAGUGAUUGAACUUGAAGAUGGAUCCAGAGCUUUUGUCCAACAAGUAACAUUGCAGAAAGAGUCCAUCACAUUUGAAGAUGGUCAGCCAGUAGCAUUGGAAGACGGCACUAUGGCUUUUAUACAUCAUGCUCCCCAAGAGGGUUAUGACCCCAACACCUUGGAAGCAAUCCAGCUGGAAGAUGGAUCCACAGCUUUCAUACAUCGUCCUGUCUCCCUGUCAGUGGACAGCACCACACUGACAGUGCAAGCAGAUGUGGGACUGGAGGAAUUGGCUGUAGGAGAGAAAGAUGAUUCCUUUGAACUCGAUUCCAUUGCUGUCCUCAAGGACUAUGCCAGUAAGGGCUUCCACGAGGAGGAAGUGGAAAGCAAUGGGAAGGAACCAAAGGUUCCUGAUAGAGUUUACCGCUGUGGUUACAGUGGUUGUAGCCGCCUCUUUACCACAUCUCAUCAUUUGAAGGUGCACAAGCGAGUUCAUACAGGUGAUCGUCCAUACAGAUGUGACUUCUCAAGCUGUGGGAAAACCUUUGCUACAGGUUAUAGCCUGAAGAGUCAUGUGAGAACCCACACGGGUGAGAAGCCAUACAAGUGUCCAGAAGAUUUAUGCACCAAAGCCUUCAAGACUUCUGGAGACCUGCAAAAACAUAUCCGGACACAUACCGGUGAGAGGCCUUUCAGGUGCCCUUUUGAGGGCUGUGGCCGCUCAUUCACCACCUCAAAUAUACGCAAGGUCCACAUCCGGACACACACUGGUGAGCGACCAUAUAUGUGCCCAGAGCACAACUGUGGGAGAGGGUUCAGUAGUGCUACCAACUUCAAAAACCACAUGAGAAUCCAUACAGGGGAGAAGCCAUAUGCGUGCCUGGUGCCAGGCUGUGGGAAACGCUUCACUGAAUAUUCUAGCCUUUACAAACACCACGUGGUCCACACACACUGCAAGCCAUACACCUGCAAUACCUGUGGCAAAACCUACCGCCAGACCUCUACGUUGGCUAUGCACAAGCGCACUACGCAUGGAGAGCUGGAAGCUACAGAAGAGAGUGAACAGGCCCUCUAUGAGCAGCAGAUGAGAAUUGCCACGUUUGAUAUGCCUUCACUGAAACACCAGUGUAUUGUUUCGGUGAAGGUGGAACACGAGGAGGAGCAGGAGGAUUGCACGGUUAUGCCAGUGACUCUCGUAUCUCAGGAUGGAGCAGAGCAGGUCAGUCUGUCUCCUGAAGACUUGCAAGCACUUGGCUGUGAUAUCACCAUGCUAACACAGAAUGGCACAGCAGUAUCAGUACCCCAGGAAGAUAUUUCAGCAAGUGGUACAAAUGUGCUGACUAUGAUUGGCAUCGAUGGGACUGAAAUACCUCCGGUUACAAUAGUCACAUCUGGGACAAAGGCAUCCGAGGAUUUGCCCACGUCAUCCAUCCACCACCAGCAGCCGACAGUGCUAGCAAAGGACACUUAUAUUGAAGUUCAGGUAAAAGAGCAGCAGAGCUCGAAGGAUGCCAUUAGUGUGUCUACCUCAGCAAUUCAACAGGCGUCUGCAACUCUUAAGGUAUCCACAUCAAACAGUGGGUGCUGAGACCUCACAUGGAGCUGGAGCAACUGAAGCUGGAUGGACCGCUGGAGUCUUCAGAACCUCCAACUCAAAAGCCAAGUGAUGAGUAAUCCUUCCGGACCUGAAGAGAGCCCUUAAUAUUUGCUGCCAUCUGUCCAGCAUGAAUGAGCUGUUAACUGAGAAGCACAGAUGGUGAAGUUACAUGAACUAUUGGAUGAGACUUUGUUUAGAAAUAUUCCUCCUAUAAGUGCUACAACAUGUUUUAUGGCCUCUUUAAGAAAGCCUUCCCUUAACUUUCUGAGGUGGCACCCGCACUAUCGUUCUGGACCUUUCUAAUUUCUGCUGAAUGUUAUUGGAGGAAGCACUAGUAUUUCAUUUCUUGGAGGGCUAGAACAGCCUUCAUAAGAUUAUGGGACUUGCAUGGCUGGGGAGAUUUAUCUCUUUGAAGUUUUUAGCAUUAAAUGUGUUUUUAGCCAUAGAAAGUUCAGGAAAGGGAAUUACGGGUAGAUGGGUGCUCUCUACUUUUCCUUACCUCAGAUACAUGGGAGUAGAAAGUGUUGGCACAGGAGCAGUCACACACUCUCUGAGCAGAACUGAAAUGCACAGUACCGGAGAAGGACAAAUAUUAAUGUGAUGGCUGUGCUCUAUACAUUUCCCUCCAAUUAUCGUGGUUGCUUCCCAGUCUCAGCAAGUGGAAUAGACUGAAGCAGACAUGCAAAGGAGAAGACACAGCUUUGUAUUAUAUUUUAUUUUCCUCUUUCACUCUCUGAAAUAACAAGACUCAAAAUGUGUAUUUAAUAAAAUGUUGGACUUUAUGUUUUCGAUUUUCUCAGCAGUUGCCUGGACUUUCUUAUUAAGGAAUUGAGACGUGAAGCAGAAUGUGCCUACCUCCCUGGUCAUACUUCACUAGAAUAAGCUGUAGAAAUGUGUGAUCCAGUUAAGCAGCCAACAGAGAUCCAUACUGAUGUUACCAUACAGGGUUUUAAUCCCGUUGGGUCCCCCUGAAUGAAUGACAAGCCAAACAGCAUUUCAUUCUUUGAUGCUGCUCUAUUUGAAUUGCCUGUAGUUGUAUAGGGCAUACUGAGUUCCCCCAUCUAAAUUGGCGUUCUGUUGUUGUAGCAUCAGGGAGAAAGCCGUCUGUAUCACAACAGCCUUACCAGCCAUGAUGUGUGAACAUUGCUCUGAAUGGGCAAUAUGGUGCUUCUUUGUUUUUUAUAUGUUCAUUUUGCAUAUAGCUCAUGCAAUUGUAUUCUUUAACUCAUGUUACUAAGCUGUGUUGUUAUGAAUAUAAGAGACACACCCAGCUCAGAUAGUACUGCACUGUUCUGUUGCAGUUACAACAUGUGCAGUGCUGUCUUUUCAAGCCUCCCUAGACCAUAAUUGAUUGUUCUUAGAGGUGUUCAGGCCUCUCUUUUUUAUCUUUGUAUGUUCUUCUGGCAUUUAAGUUCUCAGACUAAAACUCAGACCAGGUUCAUAAACCUGGAACACAAGUUGACCAAAGAGCAAGCAAUGUUCUGUACUCCAGUAUUGACACAUCCUUUAGAUAAAGAACUUUUUAGACUAGUAAGCCCAUCAACUUUGGGGGGCCCAACUCCCUCAAAUAUUUUAUUGGGUGUGUGUGUAUGUGUGUGUGUGUGAAGGGACCUCAGCCCCUAGGAGUUGACUCUUAUGCUAUAGUUAGUACAUACUACAGGUGAAACUCGGAAAAUUAUAAUAUCGUUGAAAAGUGCAUUUAUUUCAGUAACACAACUUAAAAGGUGAAACCAAUAUAUGAGAUAGAUGCAUGACAUGCAAAGCAAGAUGUCAAGCCUUUAUUUGUUGUAAUUGUAAUUAUUUGUCGUUAGGCGGGUCAAUUAUAAAUGGAAUGUAAUUAAUGAAAUGUAAUAGCGAUGUUUAUUUUUGUAUUAUUGUAACUAUUUGUUUUAUUACUGUGGCAUUUCCAAAAGAAAGCAUUUGUACAAAUUAAAAGAAAAUAAAAAAUAAGUUGCAUUACUGAAAUAAAUGCACUUUUCGACGAUAUUCUAAUUUUCCGAGUUGCACCUGUAUAUACCAUGAAAGCACAUUCUUUCCCUCAAAGAAAACUGGGCACUCUAGUUUGUUAAGGGCUUCUGGGAAUUGUAUUUCCGCGAGGGUGAACUAAUGGUGCCCAGAAUUCUUUGAGGGAAAUAGUGCUUUGAAUGUGCUUUAAGGGUUUAUAUAGUGUGUAACAUAGCCGUUUAACUUUCCCUUCAAGAAAUUCAGAGCUGGAGCAUCCUCAUCUGAUGGCCUCUUGUUGGAGACCUAC
Molecule: messenger RNA, 4181 nt
Organism: Zootoca vivipara (common lizard)
Lineage: Eukaryota; Metazoa; Chordata; Lepidosauria; Squamata; Lacertidae
Gene: ZNF76
Product: zinc finger protein 76
Biological process (GO): regulation of transcription by RNA polymerase II
Cellular component (GO): chromatin; transcription regulator complex; PcG protein complex
Molecular function (GO): RNA polymerase II cis-regulatory region sequence-specific DNA binding; DNA-binding transcription factor activity, RNA polymerase II-specific
Source: RefSeq, a predicted model, not a curated record